AGGGAAUCCCCAACUUCCCCAAAAAAGCGUCUUAGCGUCACUAUAUAAAUGUUACAUUUAGACACCGAAGCGACAGUCAGAACCAUGCAUCACUUCUCGGAAUUCAUCGCUUGUCUUGUCAUUUUAGUUGUGGCGGAGGGAGCUCGGCAGGAGAUUCGACUCACCAGUGGUGAGGACGCAGUCUUGAGUUGUGAGGCGAAAUCAAAGCCCGACGUCGCGUACCGUUGGGUCACAUGGUACAAGGUUUCUGAAGACCCUUCCCAAAAGUUAACUGGACUCGUAAGGAAGAAGCUACCUGAAAACAAUAGCACAGUGGAAAAAUAUAAAGGUGCCGAACGAGAAGUCAAGCUACUUGAGAGCUCAAUGAGCCUUCUUCUGUCUAAUGUAACUGAAGAGGACAGUGGGAUAUACAGAUGCUUUCUAUCAGCUCCCCUUGGCCAUCAGAACCAAGCAGGCGAAAUAGUUUUAAAGGUCAAUGACAAUGCUACAACUGAGAAACUGAAAUUUAAUGAAAGUGACACAAUUUAUAUAAUUGUGGCUAUCACGGUACUCAUUAUGGCACUCCUGAUGUUUUUCAUGAGCUAUGUCUGUUUGAGGAAUGUAUUUCAAACCAACAAGAAGCUGUUAAAAGACUCUUUGCUGAAAAUGCAACAUCAAGGCAAGAAUGUGAUCAUCACCAAUCAUUUGAUUUGCAAGACCACGCCUGAAGUGUAUGUGUGAUGGUAACCAGAGUACAUGGGCUAGCGCUCAUCAGAAAAGGCAGCUAAUGUACAGGACAUGGACAGUCCAUAGAACUUGUACUGAAGAGGAGCAUCGGUCGACGCACAUGAAGUAGCAACCUACUUGAUAAGUUGGUCAAGGAGCAAACGGUGACAGAUGGACGCACACAGGUUUCAACAUCUUCAACACCAUAUUUUGAAAACGACAUCAUGAGAGACAGUGAGACCAAGAAAAAAAAAGAA
Messenger RNA from Labeo rohita (rohu), 962 nucleotides. RefSeq names its product CD83 molecule (gene cd83). The record is from RefSeq and is a predicted model, not a curated record. The transcript is spliced from 5 exons. Bases 49 to 720 code for a protein of 223 amino acids. NCBI's taxonomy places the organism in Eukaryota, Metazoa, Chordata, Actinopteri, Cypriniformes, Cyprinidae.